Molecule: messenger RNA, 4597 nt
Organism: Lytechinus pictus (painted urchin)
Lineage: Eukaryota; Metazoa; Echinodermata; Echinoidea; Temnopleuroida; Toxopneustidae
Product: RNA 3'-terminal phosphate cyclase-like
Exons: 10
Coding region: 205-1302 (365 amino acids)
Biological process (GO): RNA processing
Cellular component (GO): nucleus
Molecular function (GO): RNA-3'-phosphate cyclase activity
Source: RefSeq, a predicted model, not a curated record
UCUUGUUCGCGUGGAAGCUAGCUAGCUACGUUAAGUAUUUGUCACCGGCAGAGAUUCUGGAAUUCUAGUUUGAACAGAACUGUUUCAGAAUUCCCGUCGAAUGUGUUCUUAACCUUCAUCAACUUCGUGAAAAUUCUAAUUGAGACCGAAAUUGAGGACUAGGGGAAACACUUCAUCGAGCCUCUGGCUCAUAAGAUAUUCAGGAUGGCCUCUGCUGCACUUAUUGUUGAUGGGAGCCUGAAAGAGGGGGGUGGUCAAAUUUUAAGAAUAGCUACAGCUUUAAGCUGUUUGUGCCAGAAACCCAUAACAGUAAACAACAUUCGCGCCAACAGAAGUAAACCAGGACUAAGACCACAGCAUCUGAGCGGGAUACAGCUUGUGAGUCGCGUGUGUGAAGGGUCAUUGAAAGGAGAUGCGGUCGGGUCAACAGAGAUUUCCUUCUAUCCUGGAACGAUUGGAGCUGGGAGAUAUACUGCUGAUACAGGAACAGCUGGGAGUGUUGUACUCCUAAUGCAGGUCUCCUUUCCCUGCUUGGUCUACACGUCAGGUGACACUCAUGUGACCUUGAUAGGGGGUACCAAUGCCGAGAUGGCUCCUCAGAUAGACUAUAUGAACAUGGUCUUUCAGCCGAUGGUUCAGAAGUUUGGUAUCAACUACGAGUGUAGAAUUGUCAGAAGAGGCUAUUAUCCCAAGGGAGGAGGAGAGAUACAAGUAAUAGCCAGACCAGUACGUGACCUUUCACCUAUCACAUUGACAGAGGUUGGAUCUGUCACCAGGGUAACAGGAAGAGCCUUUGUAGCCGGCACCUUACCUCGAAAGCUCUCUCAGAUCAUGAGUAAUACAGCAAGCAGUAUAAUCAAGAAAGCUUAUCCUGGUGUAGAUGUUCGGAUAGAUUCUGUACAAGAACCUCAUGGAGCCGCAGUUGGAAACGGAUCAGGGAUCAUAGUGGUAGCAGAGACCAGCACUGGCUGCAGACUAGCUGGAUCCAGUCUGGGAAAGAGAGGUAAACAAGCUGAAGAUGUAGGUCGUGAUGCGGCUGAGGAAUUGAUCAAGAAUCUGCAACAUGGUGGCUGUGUCGAUGAAUACCUCCAAGAUCAGCUCAUCAUUUUCAUGGCAUUAGCUAAAGGUCAAUCCCGAGUGCGAACAGGCCCCAUCACACUACAUACAGAGACGGCUAUCCAUAUAGCACAGCUUUUGACUGAGGCCAAGUUCAGUAUAUCACCAUUAACCGACGGUUCGGGUGAAGGGGCUUACAUGAUAGAAUGCACCGGUAUAGGCCUACAAAACAAACAAGUAGCCUGAACAUCUUCCCCAUGCAUGCUUCAUUGAGGGUGAUACAUCAGGAGAUCCUGGGACAACUCCCUCGGUGACCGGACAGCUGUCCUCGAUGCAGCUGUCAUUUGGGUAAUGUGUCCUCCGGAAGACUUUUCCCCCGGAAGCUCUCCUCUGGGAGGGAUGUGCUCCAUUGGACUUUAUGUUUGGAGAGCGUGCUGUGGGGAGUCAUCAUUGGAUGUUUUGUCCAGACUACUGUAACUUGAAAAUGGCUGAUGCUCAUCUUUAAGUCGAUGAUCUAACCGGAUCCCACUCCUAAUAAAGCUAAAGCUGCUGAAGCUAUUAUUAUUUUGUAAGAGUAGUUGAGUGAUCAUGCUAUGUGAUACUUCAAUAAGAUUGAAUUAUGUAAUUAAUCUAAACUUAAUCCGCAUGGAGAUGUGCUCCAUGGGACGUUUGAAGUGGGAAUUAUAUCAAUAGGUGUCAUAUGGCGCCUUGUCCUGAGUAACUUAAAUGGGUGAUACCUGUCCUGAAGUCGGUGAUCUUACUGGAUUAUACUGCUGCGGAAGAUGUUUCUUUGUUAGAAUAUCUUGAUAGAGCUGUAUACCUUAAUAAUACACAAUGCCUGUGAUCCCUAAGCGCUUAGAGACAAUCUUUGUGAUAAGCGCUAUAUAAAUGAUGUUAAUUAUUAUUAUUAUUAUUAUCCCAUGCCGAGUCAGGGAAAGAGCUCACGCAUAGCCGGACCGUGGCCUUGGCAUUUCUCUGUUACUCCAAAUGGCACUUUCCAUGGAAAAUAUAGUCAGUUGACUUCGUAUUUCUGAAACAUUUUCUUGUUCAUUCUUAUUUCUGAAAGAUCUAAGUGUUGACCAGCAACACAGGCUGAAGUGGUCUUAUUAAUUACAAUAUGAUUACAAAGCACAUGAUCAAAAAAUAAUUAGAGUAUACAUGUACAAAAUUAUAACUGUGACUGGGAUUGGUGUCCCAAUGGAAUAAUGCAUAUUAUUAUCUAUAUAGAGUGUUUUAUUGAUGCAUUAAAAAACAUGUUUCGGUCUGCAUCAAAUGCCUGUUCAAUACUAGAGCGUAUACCUAAAGGCCACCGCACACCUUGCGACUGUUUGCGAUCCGAUUUUGGAUCUUGGACUGCUAUGACGGUGCUACGUAACUUUUUAGAUGAACUUGCCCUGUUGGGCAAGUAAAUUUUAAAUAGUUGGAAUAUACUUGCCUGAUAUCUAUUUCACUUGCCCGAAAAAAAAUCCUUGAAAAAAAGUUUUACUACUUCAAAAGAAAAUAUUAUGGUUUUAGAAACCAUUGACCUUUUUUUAUCUCUUUUGACAUGAACUGAUGUACCUCGUUCUUGCAUUUUUUUUUACAAAGUGAUUUUAUCUUGCCCGCCAUGACCAAAUUUAGGGUCGGUAUAUCAUAUCGACCCUAAUUUUGGUAAUUCUACUGUGAGAAUUUUGCUUGCCCAAUUCGGGCAAGUAGUUUUGGUCUUUACUUCAAAACACUUGCCCGACUAUAACUUUUACUUGCCCAGGGCAAUCGGGCAACUGCUUAUGUAGCACCCUGUAUGACAUCAUUACGACUAGAUAUUAAAAUUGCUUUUAUUCUAAGAAGGAUGAUAGCAUAGUCACAGAUUUGAACAUAGGUAUUCGUACGAUGAUUUCGAAUAUUACACAGUAAUAUAUUUCAAGUCUCAAUAUUAGCAUCAAAUUUUACUACGUUUUAUUCCAAAAUUGAGUCGCAGACCAAUCGUAAGGUGUGCGGUCGCCUUAAAAGGAGCGAAAUCCAACGAAUAUCCAAUAGGCCCCUGUACAAAACAUGCUGUUCAAUAUGACACCAUAUUCAACAGUCUAGUGAGCGUGCGCUAAUGCGUGAAAUACACAACGUGUUCAACAAUGAAUGCAAUGCGAUGCACAAUGACGUUAUAAUGAAUACAUGUAAGUCACAUUUCAACAAUCAUUUGAUCUUGUGAAGUGAUGUGCCACAACAAGUGCGGUAUCAAAUACUUAUUUAUAGAUUUAUUUGCUAUUAAAGGGGAGUUAACUGUGUGUGGUCUCUCAUUGACUGUGUGUUAUAAAUACAUAGUCUUAGAAUAUACUUUUUCAGAUAUCUACUAAUACUACAGAGAAUGAAUUGACCUAUAAUUGUAUUUGUAAAGAUAAACUAAAAUGUUUUGAGAUGAAAAGUAAUUGUUUUGCUACUUGGUAACAUAAUUAUUGCGGUAUAAGUGUAUUGAGUAGUUAAUUAGCAUGUUAUCAUUCAAGUGGGUCUAUAUUACUAGACUACACUAGCAUUAUGGGUCAGGAAACUGGCCAGGGGUGAGUAGUUGAGGACUCGAGAUGGCGCUGUUGGUUCGUAUCUGCUUUAAAGCAUGGAGAAAGAGCACAAUGAACUUAAAAAAUGUACAGGAUGUAAACACAAUUUGUGACAUUUUAAGCUUCCCAUAAUUUUAGCACAGAGUUAGUCCAUGGCCUAAGUUAAACUAGACAGGCCCGUUUGCUCUAAGCAUUACUUGGUGUAUUACUUACUUCUUUUAUCGAUGAUCCAAGUUAUUCAGGGAUAUUCAAUAAUAUCUAUCCUGUCUCUGGGUUUAUUGUCACUUUGGCAUCGUCUACUUUCCUUAUUGGUCUCAUCCCACAUAGCGUAAUCCUACGUUGUCUACAACAAGUUUGUCUCAUCACCAGUUGAUAUAUUUGCCAUGUGGACCAUUUACCAUUUCCAGCCCUGUUGCAUAGCAACCAUAGUUUAAUUGCUCGACAGCCAAUCAAAAAUCAAGAAUUUUGUGGAAGUUGUCCACGAAGAAUAGUAAAGAAUUUAUAGAGGCAGAGAAUCUCAAGUACUUGAGACAGUAAUGACAGUAAUGACAGUUUAUAAAACUGACACUGACUACUAGUAUUUAUUUUCAUUGAAAAUGUGAUAUCCUUCUAGGUGUGUUUCUUUAAAUUUGAGGCUUUAAAAAUAUUGAAAAUGUUUAAAAUAUGACUUGUAAAGUUCAUAAAAGCCUGACUGUAAGUUAUAAACGUGAAAAGCUUUAUUUUUAUUGUUUAAGUGGAUGAAAUCAUUUUAUAUUUGUUUUGAUUAGAAUAUUUGCAAGGAGCUUUAAACAGUUUAAAGCUCCUUGAUAUUUGUGAGGAAUCAGUCAGCGGGGAGCAUUCUUCAUGAAGAGCUUUGUAAGUGGUUUUCACUGAGGACAGCUACUCUUGCAUCUGACUUAGUUGAAAGUCGCUUUGUCAUUUAAAGUUGAUGACAAGACAUUUCAUGAAAUAUCACCUGGGAUGUUGUUGAAAUAAUUAAAGAUAUUAAUUCAGUGAAUUCAGAAGUACUUUUA